This is a messenger RNA of Phodopus roborovskii (desert hamster), 3807 nucleotides long. RefSeq names its product BCAS3 microtubule associated cell migration factor (gene Bcas3). NCBI's taxonomy places the organism in Eukaryota, Metazoa, Chordata, Mammalia, Rodentia, Cricetidae. The record is from RefSeq and is a predicted model, not a curated record. The coding region runs from base 152 to 2983 and encodes 943 amino acids. Gene Ontology annotation, biological process: autophagy; response to starvation. The transcript has 27 exons. Gene Ontology annotation, molecular function: protein binding. Gene Ontology annotation, cellular component: cytoplasm.
GCCGCUCCGGGGCCAGUUUGCUCCUGGGAUUGGCUGGUGCGGUGGUUCCGUCGAGGCGUGGUAGGAAGUGGUAGCCGUCAAUCACGAGGGAGACUCCAAACAGUGAGCCUGGAGCUGUAGAACAGCGUUUACCGGCGGAGCGGCCGGUCUUAUGAAUGACACAAUGGCUACAGACUCUCCUAGAAGACCCAGUCGCUGUACUGGUGGAGUUGUGGUUCGCCCUCAGGCUGUCACGGAGCAGUCCUACAUGGAGAGUGUCGUGACUUUUCUGCAGGAUGUUGUGCCGCAGGCUUACAGCGGGACUCCCCUAACAGAAGAAAAGGAGAAGAUAGUCUGGGUCAGGUUUGAGAACGCAGAUCUGAACGAUACAUCACGGAAUCUAGAAUUUCAUGAACUGCAUAGCACUGGAAAUGAGCCCCCUCUGCUGGUUAUGAUCGGCUACAGUGAUGGAAUGCAAGUCUGGGGCAUCCCUAUCAGCGGGGAAGCCCAGGAGCUCUUUUCUGUUCGACACGGCCCAGUCCGAGCUGCUAGAAUCUUGCCUGCUCCACAGUUGGGUGCUCAAAAGUGUGAUAACUUUGCUGAGAAAAGACCCCUUCUUGGUGUUUGUAAGAGCAUUGGAUCUUCAGGUACGACACCACCGUACUGCUGUGUGGAUCUGUACUCACUCCGAACUGGGGAAAUGGUGAAGUCCAUUCAGUUCAAAACACCGAUUUAUGAUCUUCAUUGCAACAAACGGAUCCUGGUCGUAGUCUUGCAGGAGAAAAUCGCUGCCUUUGAUAGCUGUACUUUCACAAAAAAAUUUUUUGUCACAAGUUGUUAUCCUUGUCCUGGGCCAAACAUGAAUCCGAUUGCUCUUGGGAGCCGCUGGCUUGCUUAUGCAGAAAACAAGUUGAUUCGAUGUCAUCAGUCUCGUGGUGGAGCCUGUGGAGACAACAUUCAGUCUUACACUGCCACAGUCAUUAGUGCUGCUAAAACAUUGAAAAGUGGCCUGACGAUGGUUGGGAAAGUGGUGACUCAGCUGACAGGCACAUUGCCCUCCGGGGUGACAGAAGAUGAUGUUGCCAUCCACAGCAACUCGAGACGGAGCCCUUUGGUGCCAGGCAUCAUCACAGUCAUAGAUACUGAGACAGUUGGAGAGGGCCAGGUGCUUGUGAGUGAGGACUCAGACAGUGAUGGCAUUGUGGCCCACUUCCCUGCCCACGAGAAGCCAGUAUGCUGCAUGGCUUUUAAUACUAGUGGAAUGCUUUUAGUCACAACAGACACUCUUGGCCAUGACUUUCAUGUCUUCCAAAUCCUGACUCAUCCUUGGUCAUCAUCACAAAGUGCUGUCCAUCAUCUGUAUACUCUUCACAGGGGAGAAACUGAAGCCAAAGUUCAGGAUAUCUGUUUCAGCCAUGAUUGUCGCUGGGUUGUGGUCAGUACUCUCCGGGGUACUUCCCACGUUUUCCCCAUCAACCCUUACGGUGGCCAGCCUUGUGUCCGCACACACAUGUCACCACGAGUAGUGAAUCGCAUGAGCCGUUUCCAGAAAAGUGCUGGGCUGGAAGAGAUUGAGCAGGAACUGACGUCUAAGCAAGGCGGCCGCUGUAGUCCUGUGCCAGGCCUGUCCAGCAGCCCUUCCGGCUCCCCCCUGCAUGGGAAGCUAAACAGCCAAGAUUCUUACAAUAACUUCACCAACAACAACCCUGGGAACCCCCGGCUUUCUCCUCUCCCCAGCCUGAUGGUAGUGACGCCUCUUGCACAAAUCAAACAGCCAAUGACAUUGGGCACCAUCACCAAACGAACAGGGCCUUAUCUCUUUGGAGCGGGGUGUUUUUCCAUAAAAGCUCCAUGCAAAGUUAAGCCACCUCCACAAAUUUCUCCAAGCAAAUCGAUGGGUGGCGAGUUUUGCGUUGCUGCAGUGUUUGGGACUUCCAGGUCGUGGUUUGCAAACAACGCAGGUCUGAAACGAGAAAAAGACCAGUCCAAACAAGUGGUAGUUGAAUCCCUUUACAUCAUCAGUUGCUACGGGACAUUAGUGGAACACAUGAUUGAGCCCCGACCGCUCAGUACUGCUCCCAAGAUAAGUGACGAUACACCACUGGAGAUGAUGACGUCACCCCGUGCCAGCUGGACACUCGUUAGAACGCCUCAGUGGAACGAAUUGCAGCCACCCUUUAACGCCAAUCACCCCCUGCUCCUGGCUGCAGAAGCAGUGCACUAUUACCAGCUCCUGCUUGCUGGCUCGAUCCCCCCUGGAAGUCCUGGCCCCAUCACUCGGCAUGGGUCCUAUGACAGUUUAGCCUCUGACCAUAGUGGACAGGAAGAUGAAGAAUGGCUUUCCCAGGUUGAAAUUGUGACGCACACUGGACCCCACAGACGCCUUUGGAUGGGUCCCCAGUUCCAGUUUAAAACCAUCCACCCCUCAGGCCAAACCACGGUCAUAUCAUCUAGUUCGUCUGUGUUGCAAUCUCACGGACCGAGUGACACACCACAGCCACUCUUGGAUUUCGAUACAGAUGAUCUGGAUCUCAACAGUCUCAGGAUCCAGCCGGUCCGCUCUGACCCAGUCAGCAUGCCAGGGUCAUCUCGUCCAGUCUCUGAUCGAAGGGGAGUUUCCACAGGGAUUGAUGCCGCCUCAGGUACCUUUGACCGGAGCGUGACCCUGCUGGAGGUGUGUGGGAGCUGGCCUGAGGGCUUUGGGCUGCGGCACAUGGCCUCCAUGGAGCACACAGACGAGGGCCUCCGGGAACGGCUUGCAGAUGCCAUGGCGGAGUCACCAAGCCGAGAUGUUGUAGGAUCUGGAACAGACACAGCCCUUGACGUAGCAGUCAAAAACAGCACCCCUGAGAGACACAUGGCUAUGAAGUGUUUGGGGAAAAAAAAAGGAAAAAAAAAACAAUGCCAACAGCCCAGCGUCCGUGAACAACCCAACAGUAACAAAGCAUGCGUUCGGGAUGGAGGAAGAACUUCAGCGAGAGGGAAGCAUCGAGACUCUGAGUAACAGCUCAGGCUCCACCAGUGGCAGCAUCCCAAGAAACUUCGAUGGCUACCGAUCUCCGCUCCCUACCAACGACAGCCAGCCGCUCAGCCUCUUCCCCACUGGCUUCCCAUAGCCACCAGCCACCUGCUUCUGACUGGCUGGCUUGCUCACCCUCUAGAGGGACAGGGAGAAGCACCCCGCUCCCUGCACGCCUCUGGUCCUACCCUUCUCAGUCAGUCUCUGUUCCUCUUUCAUCAACUCCACCUCCCCUAAGCUUAGUGACAACAGCCGCUCAUCCUAUCUGGACGAGAAGAGACCUCCAGAACACCUCGGCACACCCUGACCUCUGCCACUCCUGUCAUUGGGGGCUGUGGCCAAAAGAGACUGCAGAAAUUCAGUCCCUUCUCUCUUUGCACAUAAUGUCCCGCAUCGGAUCCGCUUUUGUAUUUUUUAACUGUACCCACAGGGGGACUGGAACAGUGGCCAGAUCUUAGGGCUUGGGUGGGGAGAAGUUGAAUGGUCCAGCCAGGCAUUCAGGUGGACAAUGUCAGCACUAGCCCACUUCAGGCUGUGAUGGGCACUGCCCCUCCCCCCCCCCCCAGGUAUCCCUGCUCGGUUCCCUCUAAGACAGGAGUGAACUGAAGCCCGGAGUGAUAGGGAAGGAAGAAAGAAAGAGGCUCCCUUUGGUCCUUGCUUCCCUGUUGGCUCAUGGGGAGAAAUUGUCUGUCUUAUCUUUAAGCCCUUGUACCCUGGUCCUGUACUGUUCGGUGAAGGAAACCGUGGUUACUGAGGCCAUGUCGAAAGUGCACGUCUUGUUCAAUAAAUCACGCUGCAAUUGGUGUCCA